ACGAUUUAUCAAGACGCCGGGAUAAGAGUAUCCAGCUGGUGAUGAAACACAGCAACAGAAAUUGUUAUUUUACAUGUCCUUAGAGGAGCCGCUUGACCUUCCACCGACUGCUCCCUCCGCGGGUCUCCACUGCGCAUGUACGUGCGUGCCUCGCUGCGUGACGGGACACGGUCCUUCUGAUUUAUCUGCGCGCGGCACCGAGCUAUUAGUGAGAAGCUGCCUGCAUAUGGAUUAGGCUGUGCGGGCGUUUUCCUUUAGCGGGAGGUGAGGCGGAUUUCAGCACCGGAGCUGUCCCUCUCUGCCGCGCGCCCAGGUGAUGCUGCGCUCGAGCUGCUGACAUCCUCCUCUCCUGCUCCCCCACCCCUCCCACCUCCACCUCUCUCUCUCUCUCUCUCGCUCUCUCUCUCCUCCCUCUGCGUGCAUCCAUCCCCUCCGUCCCUCCUCUCUCCUCUCCUCUCCUCCACACGCACAAAACGCUCUGUCAUGGCGUCUUCCAACCAUGUUACCCCCACCAACUGUAGCUGGUGGCCCAUCUCAGCCAUGGACGAGGACGGCAAAGUGGCGGACGGAGAGGAGUGCGAGGAGCCCACGGCGGAGUCCAGACCCUUCAACAAAGACAGGCUGGUUCUGUACCACUGGACGCAGUCCUUCGCCUCGCAGAAGGUACGUCUAGUGAUCCAUGAGAAGGGUCUGGUGUGUGACGAGAGGGAUGUGAGUUUGCCGCUGCAGGAGCACAAGGAGCCCUGGUUCAUGAGGCUGAACCUGGGAGAGGAGGUCCCCGUCUUCCUCCACGGAGACAACAUCAUCAGUGACUACAACCAGAUUAUAGACUACAUGGAGAAAAACUUUGUGGGAGAGGCAGUGGCUCAGCUGAUUCCUGAUCCGGACUCGCCUCUCCACGACCGUGUGCAACAGUACCGCCAGCUCCUGGACGGCCUGCCCAUGGAUGCUUACACACAUGGCUGCAUCCUCCAUCCGGAGCUCACCACUGACUCUAUGAUCCCAAAGUACGCCACCGCAGAAAUACGUAGACACUUGGCUAAUGCUGCAACUGAGCUGAUGAAACUGGACCAUGAAGAGCCUCAGCUGACAGAACCCUACUUGUCCAAGCAGAAAAAACUAAUGGCAAAAAUCUUAGACCACGACAAUGUGAACUACUUGAAGAAAAUCCUGGGGGAAUUAGCCAUGGUUCUGGAUCAAGUGGAGGCUGAACUUGAGAAAAGAAAACUAGAGUAUCAAGGUAUUUCCAGUCAAAAGUGCGAGUUGUGGCUUUGUGGACCUGAAUUUACACUAGCUGAUAUCUGCCUUGGAGCCUUGUUGCACAGGCUCAAGUUCUUGGGACUUUCUAGGAAAUACUGGGAGGACGGCAGCCGGCCCAACCUGCAGUCCUUUUUCGUGCGUGUGCAAAAACGCUACGCUUUUCGAAAGGUCUUGGGCGACAUCCACACGACUCUCCUGUCAGCAGUCCUACCCAACGCCUUCCGAAUGGUAAAAAAGAAGCCGCCAUCUUUCUUCGGGGCCUCAUUUCUCAUGGGCUCACUGGGUGGGAUGGGCUACUUUGCCUACUGGUAUUUAAAAAAGAAAUAUAUGUAGUGAAUGCCCUCUUGUUGUGUUAAAUGUCUGUGUAUUUGUGUGAUGCUUCAACUUUUCUGUAAUGUUUUACGACUGCAGGAAAAUAUAAUGAAUCUAUAUAGAGAACACUAUUACCUGGGUACACAAAGAAAUAUGAAAACAUUCCAUAGUAUGAAAUUACUGACAGCACAUUUUCUGGUAGUCAAAGCCUUUGUUAACAUUAAUUUCUGAAACUUGCAGCUUUUGUGCAUGCAAGUAAUCAUUUAUUGAUUUAUUUAUUAUGAUUUGGGUUUUUUUUAGUUGUAGUUUUUGGAUUCAUGCGUCAUUUUCACACUGGAAUCAGAAACCCAAAUAUAACAUAAAAUCAACAGAGGUUCCCCAGUCUUCGCAUGCCAUGAUAAUUCAUCACUGAUUUAACUCCUCCAUCUCCCUGAGGAUCUGAUAAAAUCACUGCAUAUGAAAAUGUGAAAUAUGUUCUGAAAACUGCUGCUCUGCCAGAAACUGCCAGAUUAAAAGGUUAAGGACGACAAUGUGUUUUUUCUGUUAAUGUUCUUGUUAAGAGUAUGAUUUUUAAAUACGAAGCAGGAAAGGACUGUAAAGAGAUGAGGUUUGUUUUCGGAAGCUAGCUUUAAGAUCUGUUAAAAUGGG
Fundulus heteroclitus (mummichog) is the source of this 2220-nucleotide messenger RNA. RefSeq names its product ganglioside induced differentiation associated protein 1-like 1 (gene gdap1l1). Lineage: Eukaryota; Metazoa; Chordata; Actinopteri; Cyprinodontiformes; Fundulidae. Bases 484 to 1593 code for a protein of 369 amino acids. The record is from RefSeq and is a predicted model, not a curated record. The transcript is spliced from 6 exons.